Messenger RNA from Diatraea saccharalis (sugarcane borer), 1530 nucleotides. NCBI's taxonomy places the organism in Eukaryota, Metazoa, Arthropoda, Insecta, Lepidoptera, Crambidae. The record is from the annotation of a GenBank genome assembly.
UGUUGUGACCUAAUAUACCUAUAUAACCAACGACAGUGAUUUUCAACAAGCGUAAGGGAAAAAUGAAUUUAUAGUUAGUAUUUAUAGUAAGUGUAACUCAAUAAAUAAAUAAAUCAAUGAACUUACAUUACAGCUCAUAAGUCUUUCAAAUAGUUUUGUAAUUAUUUUGUAUAAAUUACAUUGUUUGUCCUUCUUUAUAAAAAUAACGAUAAUAGACCGAGCUGUAUGGACAUAACAUCAUUUGCCCGUUCCAAACAAGAGGGAAAAACAAAGAGUAAAAGAAUAUAUAGUAGACAAACUGAUAAAUGAACCAAAAAAAAUAACAACCAUAAAAAAGUACAUAAUGUUAAACAAAUCAAGAGAUCUUAUUAAAAUAUGAUGUGGCUGUAUGAAUGAAAGUCCUUUGCCUGUUCCGAAAGUGUAAACAACACGAAAAAAAGUAAUGUCAUUGUCAAACAAAUACCUGUAAUUCGUUUUCGGACUGUGUAUUUUGAGGUUAUGUUUCUGCAAAAAAAGCGGUAAAUUUUGGAAUAUUGAUGAUUUAUGUUGUAUUUACUGUUAAAUUAAUAUGGGAUUAUUACCAAGAACGUUAGCUUUUACGUUAACAUUAAUGUUUUGUGUACACACAUGUGAAUGUGCAAAAAUAAACACACCAAGAGUACUCUUACCGUGGUUCGAAAGCUUGACUGUUAAUUUCACCUUUGAAAUAAUUGAGGGAGGUUGUUAUACUUGGAGCUUGUCUCGCGAUGACAUCAUAGAUCUUGAGCCAUUGUACGAGGACAUCUGGGGCCAUUGUUCACAUGCUGCUCGUGCAUCAGUCUCAAAAUCAUGUGUGCCACCUGGUUCAGUCAUCAUCCUAGCUGAAGAAGUUAAUUCAGGCGAAGUAAAGUCAUAUUUGUCCAUUGUGGCGGGAAAAUCUAAUACUUGUUACAGUUAUGAAUUUUCAAUUUUUUUUUUCAAUAUUGAUAAAAUUAGGGUUGGAUAUUAUAUGUUGAAUGUUGUUGAAGCCUGACCAUAUAGAUAAAAAAAAAUUCCAUAUUGCAGUAAACCAAUGAAAAUACAUUAAACAUAGCAGAAAUAAGGUCCAGUCCAACAAUAAAUCACUUAUAAUAAUAGCCAAUUCACAUCAGCAUAACUGUAUCAUGUGUUAAUAAUUAUACUAUAACUAAAAAAGAGAAUGUGGUGCCUCCAGAGUGGGAUUUUUAUUUUUUUGAUCAGUUGAAGACUGAUCAAAUGUUUUUUGUUGAAUGCUUUUUUUCCAUGACAUAUCAUGUGAUCAGUCAAGAGACUGAACAGAUGUGUUGGUAGUAGUGUAUUUGACUGAGAGUAGUUUUCUCAUUAGAAAAGUGUCUCUUUAGAUACUAUCUAUGUCCAUCUAGUUCAAGAACCUGUCAUACUUUUUUGGUGUGCACAGACCAAAAAAGUAUGACAGGUUCUUGAACUAGAUGGACAUAGAUAGUAUCUAGCCAUGGGAGUCAAGCUUUAAAUAAUAAUGAUUUAUAUUAUUUAAGACAAGAACAUAAUUUUUUA